Molecule: messenger RNA, 2620 nt
Organism: Wasmannia auropunctata (little fire ant)
Lineage: Eukaryota; Metazoa; Arthropoda; Insecta; Hymenoptera; Formicidae
Product: putative fatty acyl-CoA reductase CG8306
Exons: 7
Coding region: 171-1694 (507 amino acids)
Biological process (GO): long-chain fatty-acyl-CoA metabolic process
Cellular component (GO): peroxisome
Molecular function (GO): alcohol-forming very long-chain fatty acyl-CoA reductase (NADP+) activity
Source: RefSeq, a predicted model, not a curated record
UCGCUCACCGAGUUGUCAGUCGAGUCCGAGUGAGUGAAGCCACUCUUCGCGCUGGUCGCGCAAAUCCUCUGCGGGGCAUCUGAUAACUGAUUCCUGUCCAUUAUCUACCGGCCGCUGUCUCGUCAUCAGCUUAUCAUUCGCCGCGAUCGAAUCUUGGAAUUUCAUCAACAAUGUCAUCGCACGUGACGAAUUUUUACAAUGGUAAGAGCGUCUUCAUCACCGGCGGCACCGGUUUCGUCGGCGUCUGCCUGAUAGAGAAACUGCUGAGAUGUUGCCCCGACAUCAAGAGCAUUUACCUGCUGAUGCGUCCGAAGAAGGGAAAGCAGAUCACGGAGAGAUUGGAGGAAUUGACGAAAAAUUCUGUCUUCAACCGAAUGAAGGAGGAGAAGCAAACCGAUUCAUUUAAGAAGCUGAUCCCAGUUGCUGGAGACGUCAGCGAAGAAAAUUUGGGAUUGUCCCCGCAAGAUCGAACGACCUUAAUAAAUACAGUGGAAGUCGUUUUCCACUCGGCCGCGACGUUGGACUUUGAAGCCGAUCUAAGAACUACGACAAACAUUAACUUGUUAGGAACUCGCAGGAUCGUCCAGCUCUGCCGUGACAUUAAAGAACUCAAGGCGCUGGUUCAUGUCUCCAGUGCAUACGUUAAUUCCGUGUUGCACGAUGUCGACGAGAUCGUGUAUCCCGCGCCAGCGGAUGUAAAUUCAGUUUUGAAACUGGUUGAGUCACUGGAUGACGAAGCCUUGAAUUCUAAAACGCCAGAGAUAUUAAAAAAGCAUCCGAAUCCAUAUACGUUCACCAAACAUUUGGCCGAACACGAAAUAGUAAACGGUGGCGUUCCAGCGACCAUCGUUCGUCCUUCGAUGAUAACAGGAGCGUGGAAAGAACCAAUCCCAGGAUGGACAAUAUCGAAGAAUGGGCCACAGGGUUUUAUAUUAGGUGCCAGUAAGGGUGUUGUGAGGAGAUUGCCAGUUGCAAAAAAUCUCAUUUAUGAUUACAUUCCAGUAGAUACAGUAGUGAACAGUUUGAUUGUAGCAGGGUAUAAUGUCGACCGUGACAGCGACAAAGGAUUGAAAGUGUACCACUGCACGUCUAGCACGUGCAAAGCUUUCAAAUGGGAGAUCGUAGAAAAGGACAUUAAUAAUUAUUUACAUAUAUAUCCGUUACGAAGUGCCGUCUGGUAUCCGUAUCUCAAGUUUAUGCCGUCGCUCUUCUGGUUUAAACUCUCGGCCAUCUUCAUUCAUUUCAUUCCUGCUUACAUUUUGGAUACAGUUACACGAUUAUGCGGAGGUCGUCCUAUUUUGGUUCGUUUGCAUACGAAUGUGAGCAAUUCGUUGGCACGCCUCGAGCAAUUUAUCUUCCAAGAAUGGAGAUUCAAUAAUCCGCGCAUGCUGCAAUUGCACGAGUCGUUAUCGCCAGAAGAUCAAAAGUUGUUCACGCUCGAUAUUAGACCGUUAGUUUGGAAGGAUUACUUUACCGAUUUGAUACAGGGUGUCAGAACAUAUCUUAGCAACGAAUCUCCGAAAUCUUUACAGAAAGCACGUUCCAAAGAUAAAAUACUCAUGGUCGCUCAUCUGGGUUUACAAGCUGUUCUAUUAGGCUUGAUCUGGUGGCUGGUGAAAGUUUUAUUUGCUUCAACGUGGACAAAAACUGGCUUAGUUGUACCAAUAACAUACUUGCUUUUCGAUCAGUUAUAAAUAUGAGACACUAUAUACAUAUUCCAGUACAAUCUGAUAAUUCACAACUGCUAUAUUUCAUUUAUUCAGUAUUUUUUCAGUUAAUCUCAUACAUAGAGUAUUUAUAUUAUUUAUAAAAUUCAUAAAAUUAUAUAAAAUUUAGUACACAAAAUUCAUUGUUUAUAAUAUACAGAUAUAUGUAUGUGCAUAUAUAUAAUAUAUAUAUAUAUAUUAUACACGUAAUAUCAUAUACUUCUUACAUCUAGACUUUUUAUAUAGCUUAACGGGGACAUAAAAUAUUUUUCUAAUUCAUAUUGAAUAAUCUACGAAUAAGUUCAAGAGCAAUCUAGGAAUCUAUUUUAAAGCAUGAAUUGUUAAAGCAUUUUAGAGGUAAUAACGUAGAUUUUUGCUCAGUUGAAAAGAUACUAUUGAAAUAUCAAUAUUUCAAAACACUGAUUUACUUACGUGUGUGUAAAUAAAAUAAUUGUAAUACGUACAUAUAUUCUCAUUUAUUACGUCUUUAAUAUCUUUGCUGGACAUUUCAUAUCUAUGUGUUUGAAAGUUACUAUAAAUAUGCUAUAAUUUUUGUUAUGAAAAUUUAAUCUGAAUUAAUUGAAAAUAACUAGUUGCAGUUUAUUAAAUAAUAAUAAUAAUAAUAAUAAUAAUAAUAAAAAUCAACAACACAAAAAGAUUUCAUUCAGAUUAAAUAUCAGUAUUAGCAUGCACAUUUUAUUUGGUCGGUCUUCCUAGAAUUGAAGUAUAUUUAUUGAUUGUACCUCAAAGCCAUAUAAAUUUUUUAGAUUUUUAGAUCUUUAAUGUAAUAGGUAAUGGGUAUGGAUAACACUCCAUUAUUUAUACUAUAAUUGCAAGAUUUUAUUACACAAGUUCGUUACAAGUUUAUUACACAAAUAUAUUGUUAAUAAAAACACGAUGAAUUUAUAAAUCAA